GGUGAGCGUGCUAUGGGCGGCCGGAGCCCAGCGCAGCCCUCGGCGCUCUGACACCAUGGAGUCGCCUCGUUCAUAACUUUACUCCGGGGCUUGUGCUAGGCCCUUAUUGAUCGCGGAAGGGGCUGUGUGCGCGGCAGUCUGCGGGCCGCCAUGUCGUUGCCUAUGCUGCAGAGUAACAGUGGCUUGAUGCGGAGGAUCCUGGCCCACUUCCCCCGGGACCUGAGCCUGGCCUUUGCUUACGGCUCCGGCCUGUUCGGACAGACAGGGCACCCGGGACCAAGUUGUUGUCCAAUAGAUUAGCUACUAUAUCGAGUACUGUGGACAGUCACUGCAGGAAAGAAACCAAUUCGAAACAUCCAGACAUAUGCGGCUUAUUGGGAAUCCAGAUGUGACUGAUUGAUUGCAUUUACCUUUAGUCAAUAAAUUAACAAUAUGCUGGAUUUUAUCUUUGCUGUGGAUGAUCCUGUCACUUGGCAUACAAUGAAUAUCAUGAAAAACCCCCGGCAUUAUUCAUUUUUGAGAUUUUUUGGACCAAACCAUGUUAGUAAAAUACAGAAUAAUUAUGGAGCUGGAAUAUAUUACAAUACAUUAGUGCCAUGUGAUGACAGGAUAAUCAAAUAUGGAGUUAUCAGUACAGGAACUCUGAUUGAAGACCUUCUUUAUUGGAAGAAUUUAUACAUUGCUGGAAGACUGCACAAACCUGUGAAGAUAUUAAUCCAAAAUGAAAACGGCAAAUUACAAGCUGCACUGGCUAGGAACCUGAAAAGUGCAGUGAUUACAGCCUUUCUCAUGCUGCCAGAAUCAUUUACUGAGGAGGAGCUGUACGUUCGUAUUGCUGGACUCUCCUACUCAGGUGAUUUUAGAAUGAUUAUAGGAGAAGACCGAUCAAAAGUAUUGAAUAUUGUCAGUGCAAACAUGGAAAACUUCCAAAGACUGUACAAUAGCAUUUUACAGGAGUGCCCUCAAGUGGUCUACAAGCAGCAGCUGGGUAAAUUAGAGCUUGAUAAAAGCCCAGAAGGUCAAUUCAGUCAGUUGAUGGCUUUGCCCAGAACUCUUCAACAAGAGAUAACUCGUUUGGUAGACCAACCAGGGAAAAAUAGAGAUGUAGAGGAGAUCUUGCUUCAAGUAGCCCAGGACCCAGACUGUGGAUUACUAAUACAGCAAAGUAUAGCUGGUAUUGUAAAAUCCUCCAGUCUAACCCAGAGUGCAAAAGGAAUUCUUACUGCUGGUAUGAGAAAAACAGUUACCUACAGCAUGAAGAAGCUGCAUAAAAUGUGGAGAGGAUGGAGAAGAAAAUCUUCCUAACAUUUUUGCUUACUAUUAUUUAAACUAUAUUUGGAAAAUACAUUUUUUAUGAAGCACACUAGCUGUGUGUUUUUCUUCAAUGGCUGGAAUACUUUAUAAAUUAUUAAAUACAUGUUUGCAUCAACUUUACAAUGACUGGAGGUUAAUCCUUCACUUCAGUGUCAUUAAUAAUGACAAUCUAUUUUCAAAAGAAUUUUACUGGUAAAUAUUUUAUGAACCCAAGUACUAUUUAUGAUUUGCAAUGUUCAGCAUUACAAUUUUAUGGAACUUUAUAAUUGUGCAAAUUUUGCAAGCAGUAGGUGUUUAGUAACCAUUGGGUUAAUUGGGAUCCUGUGGAAACUGUAUAGAUCUCUACAUAUCCAAUGAAGUACAGAGGCUCCACUUAACAGUGAACACAACCAACGGGAGACCUUAUUCAGAUCAUAUUGUUACUUAACCAUCUCUAAGCCACACCCAUUAACCAAUAUGGUGACAUCAUAAUAAAGCUUCAGGUUAUGUUGA
Molecule: messenger RNA, 1806 nt
Organism: Carcharodon carcharias (great white shark)
Lineage: Eukaryota; Metazoa; Chordata; Chondrichthyes; Lamniformes; Lamnidae
Gene: tamm41
Product: TAM41 mitochondrial translocator assembly and maintenance homolog
Exons: 9
Coding region: 433-1305 (290 amino acids)
Biological process (GO): cardiolipin biosynthetic process; CDP-diacylglycerol biosynthetic process
Cellular component (GO): mitochondrion
Molecular function (GO): phosphatidate cytidylyltransferase activity
Source: RefSeq, a predicted model, not a curated record